AUGUCAAGAAUUGCAACAAGUUCUCCAGAAACUGAAUCAUUUAUUUCUCAACCAACUGAAGUAACAGUAAUUCCAGUAAAAGUUUCAACUACUGAUGUUCAACAGUCAUUUGGUUCAGUUAUUAUAUCAAAUGAACAAUUUCAAGAAUUGUUAGAUCAUUUUGGAAAUUCAAAUCGAAAUCAAUCUCGAAUAGCAAAUCCAGGUGCACUUGGUCUUGCUGCGUUUGCAUUAACAACAUUUAUACUUUCUGUAUUUAAUACUGGUUCAUAUUUCAUUGAUAUUAAAUUAGAAGGAGUUGUUUUACCAGUUGCAUUAUUUUAUGGUGGUUUAGCUCAAUUUUUAGCGGGUAUGUGGGAAUUUAAAGUAAACAAUACAUUUGGUGCAACAGCAUUUACAAGUUAUGGAGCAUUUUGGAUGUCAUUUGCUGGUUAUGUUCAUAUUAUAUUACCAAAAAUAAGCCAAGUUGCAAAUGCAAAAAAAGCAACAGGUCUUUUUUUAUUAGCUUGGUUUAUUUUUACAAUAAUAAUGAAUGUUGCUGCAUCUAAAACAUCGAAAUUUUUAUUUAUUUUAUUUACACUACUCAAUAUAACAUUUUUACUAUUAAUUAUUGGAAAUCUUACUAAUUUAACUUUAGUUAUAAAUAUAGGAGGAUGGUUUGGAAUAAUAACAGCAUUUACAGCAUGGUAUGGUUCUGCUGCUAUUCUUAUUAAUUCAACUUUCAACAAAUCAAUUUUACCUUUAGGAGUUUUUACAUAA
Messenger RNA from Rotaria sordida, 756 nucleotides. The record is from the annotation of a GenBank genome assembly. NCBI's taxonomy places the organism in Eukaryota, Metazoa, Rotifera, Eurotatoria, Philodinida, Philodinidae.